CUGGAUGGUGCCAUGGCCGAUGAAUUCCUUCAGGUCUACAAGGGAAUUGUUACGGACUAUAAGGGAAUGGUCCACCAGAUGUCGAGCGGUCCCUGCCUCGUGCUGGAAGUCAGGGGCUGCUGCGGCCCAGAGACCCCGAGGCAGUUCAAGGAACUCGCCGGACCCUCGGACCCGUUUCACGCGAGCAAGCUAUAUCCAGGAUCCCUCAGGGCUGAGUUUGGAAAAGACAUUCGCCGAAACGUGGUGCAUUGCACGGACGUUCCCGAAGAUGCGCGCCUGGAGGUGGAGUUCUUCUUCAAAGAAACCGAAGAGUAGAACAUCUAUUCCUCAAAACGACACUGAGUUCAGAGCAACAGUUUGGC
This is a messenger RNA of Ixodes scapularis (black-legged tick), 362 nucleotides long. RefSeq names its product nucleoside diphosphate kinase 7. The record is from RefSeq and is a predicted model, not a curated record. The transcript has 4 exons. The coding region runs from base 13 to 315 and encodes 100 amino acids. Gene Ontology annotation, cellular component: centrosome. NCBI's taxonomy places the organism in Eukaryota, Metazoa, Arthropoda, Arachnida, Ixodida, Ixodidae.